Coregonus sp. 'balchen' is the source of this 5717-nucleotide messenger RNA. NCBI's taxonomy places the organism in Eukaryota, Metazoa, Chordata, Actinopteri, Salmoniformes, Salmonidae. The record is from the annotation of a GenBank genome assembly.
AUGGGAAAACAGAAGGCACUUAUGGACAAGCUCGCAAGGACCUUUCAGAUCCGUCACAUGCUGCUACGCCAGGCUCUGGCAGAGUGCCUGGGAACCCUCAUACUGGUGGUGAGUGGGGACUGUUCUUCAUUACUACAAUAGUAUUACCUAUGUAUGUAAAACCCUGUUAAAGUGAGUGGGUGAAUGUGAAUUGGAAACACAGUACCUUACUAUCAUUAUCUAUCCAACAAGUAGGAGUUGAUUGACAGCUUGUGGGUAUGAAAAUAAUGUCUUCAAAAAUAUGGAUGAAGCAUGUAAUUAAGCAAAGCGAUUGUUAAUUAAGUAUCUAAUAUCCUCUAACGACUUAAUUGCUUGUUUUCUAAUUAAUUUCACAUUAAUUUCACUUUUGUGAAAUUUCAUCUUAAUGUAAAUGUGCUGUUUAAAGCAAUGCUUUGAGCUUGUGAAUGUAAAAGGAUAGCUCUUCCCACAUUGUUCGCAGUGGCAAUACAAGCAGAACUGACACUGUGAAUUAUAUUAUCAGCUUAUCAAUAUUAUUUUAUUAUCACAUUUUAAUUAACCUCUCAAGUCUUCUACAUGAAAAACAUACACUAAAAAUAAACAUCCUUUACUUUAAAUUGAUACAUUUAACAAACUUUAAAUUGUUUUCCGUAUAGCAAGGUAAUUUAUUCUGAGGGAAAGAGAGAUUAUCACAUAAUUAUUCAUGCUUCCUUUUAGAUAUUACAUUCCAUAUUUACAAUAAUUAACUUCAUCUUUCUGUAAAAUAUACAAAUUCAUUAAACUGUUAAACGAUCUAUAAUUCAUUAAUGACCAUAUUCUCCUGAAUACCUGCUUUAGGAAAAACUCAAAACCUAGCCUUGCCCUCUAAGGUGAAAAAGUAUUGUCAUGGAACCAACUCGUCCACGUAGGUAAGGCCCUGGCAUCCCCGUUGGUAUUCCGCUAAAUCCAAAUAAAACAGCUACCUGGGGUCAGCUGUUUCCAAUGUUAACCCUCACACAGAACAAUAACAGUAGCUGGAGAGAAGAUACAAACUGAGAGGGGGUGGUUUUGCCAUCUGGUAUUUUCCUAGCCUGCAGCGUGAGAGGUCUAACUGAUGUCUGAUCCACUGUUUGGCCACACUACUGAGUGAAGCCUUAUGCCUCCCUGGCAAACAGAACUCCCCAGGCCCUGACUGCCUGAAGGCAGGUCUUCUCUGCUCUAAAGAAGGCUCCACAAGUAGAUUAUAUAGAUAGGAUCGUCAAUAGGCACCCACCCACCACAGCACACCGUUGAUCAAAUGCAUAUAGAAAGAUGAUAUCUUCCCAAGGAAACUCGGCAUACAUUCAGAAAGUAUUCAGAUCCCUUGACUUUUUCCACAUUUUGUUACGUCACAAUCUUGUUCUAAAAUGGAUUAAAUUAAUUUGUUUCCUCAUCAAUCUACACACAAUACCCCAUAAUGCCAAAGCGAAAACAGGUUUUAGAAAGUUAUUUACAUAAGUAUUCAGAGCCUUUGCUAUGAGACUCGAAAUUGAGCUCAGAUGCAUCCUAUUUCCAUUGAUCAUCCUUGAGAUGUUUCUACAACUUGAUUGGAGUCCACCUGUGGUAAAUUCAAUUGAUUGGACAUGAUUUGGAAAGGCACACAGAUGUCUAUAUAAGGUCCCACAGUUGACAGUGCAUGUCAGAGCAAAAACAAAGCCAUGAAGUUCAAGGAAUUGUCCAUAGAGCUCCGAGACAGGAUUGUGUCGAGACACAGAUCUGGGGAAGGGUACCAAAACAUUUCUGCAGCAUUGAAGGUCCCCAAGAGCACAAUGGCCUCCAUCAUUCUUAAAUGGAAGAAGUUUGGAACCACCAAGACUCUUACUAGAGCUGGCCGCCCGGCCAAACUGAGCAAUCGGGGGAGAAGGGCCUUGGUCAGGAAGGUGACCAAGAACCCGAUGGUCACUCUGACAGAGCUCCAGAGUUCCUCUGUGGAGAUGGGAAAACCUUCCAGAAGGACAAGCAUCUCUGCAGCAUUCCACCAAUCAGGCCUUUAUUGUAGAGUGGCCAGAUGGAGGCCACUCCUCAGUAAAAGGCACAUGACAGUCCGCUUGGAGUUUGCCAAAAGGCACCCAAAGGACUCUCAGACCAUGAGAAACAAGAUUCUCUGGUCUGAUGAAACCAAGAUUCAACUAUUUGGCCUGAAUGCCAAGCGUAACGUCUGGAGGAAACCUGGCACCAUCCCUAUGGUGAAGCAUGGUGGUGGCAGCAUCAUGCUGUGGGGAUGUUUUUCAGCAGCAGGGACUGGGAGACUAGUCAGGAUCGAGGGAAAGAUGAACGGCGCAACAUACAGAGAGAUCCUUGAUGAAAACCUGCUCAAGAGCGCUCAGGACCUCAGACUGGGGUGAAGGUUCACCUUCCAACAGGACAACGACCCUAAGCACACAGCCAAGACAACGCAGGAGUGGCUUUGGGACAAGUCUCUGAAUGUCCUUGAGUGGCCCAGCCAGACCCCGGACUUCUCUGGAGAGACCUGAAAAUAGCUGUGCAGCGACGCUCCCCAUCCAACCUGACAGAGCUUGAGAGGAUCUGCAGAGAAGAAUGGGAGAAACUCCCCACAUACAGGUGUGCCAAACUUGUAGCAUCAUACCCAAGAAGACUUGAGGCUGUAAUCACUGCCAAAGGUGCUUCAACAAAGUACUGAGAAAAGGGUCUGAAUACUUAUGUAAAUGUGAUAUUUCAGUUGUUGUUUUUUUAUACAUUUGCAAAAAUGUAUAAAAAUCUGUUUUUGCUUUGCCAUUAUGGGGUAUUGUGUCUAGAUUGAUUAGGGUUUAAAAAAAACAAUUGAAUCCAUUUAAGGCUGUAACGUUAAAAAAUUUGGAAAACGUCAAGGGAUCUGAAUACUUUCCGAAUGCACUGUAUGUUUCUGUAUGAUCCACCAUGCUGCUUUGUUGAAAAUAUGAUCGGCCCGGCCACCACCAGGACCCCUGGGCUCCGUAGCCCACCCAUAUCAACACACACAUGGCCUCUCGGGUUAAUGGAAGCUACACCUCAGUCAAGAUCAGUAGGCUAAAUGGUCACAUGCAUGGCACAGCAAGCGGGGUGAUACUCAGGUCAAGCUGUUAAAGGCAUUGAUCGUCUUGGGUGACCUAUUUUCUACUGUCUGUCUGUCUGAGGGCCAUACAGAGUCCAAGAAACAUAUUUGAGAUGGUACUAGACCACCGCUCGACCACAGGCAUUUUUUGGAUCCUGAGUGCACAUAGCGCUCAGGCAAAAGUUGAUUGAAAAACUAUUUUGGCCCGACAAGUUGACUACAGCAGAAACAGACUGGACUGGUACAGGAUAUGCAUGCCAAAGUAAACUUGUUGAUUAUGUUGAUGGUGAUGAUGACCCUUAUUUAUAGUGUAUACAGGGGAUAUGUAUAAUGUUUAAACAUGUAUUCAACAAAACAUAACACAACAACACUGCAAUGUUCACAUGGGUUUGGUUACCCAUGCACAGUGUUUCUCCUCUAACCUGUCUCUCUCCCUUCUCCUUAGAUGUUUGGCUGUGGUGCGGUGGCCCAGCUGGUGCUGAGUGGUGGCUCCCAUGGAAUGUUCCUCACCGUCAACUUUGCCUUUGGCUUCGCUGCCACACUGGGCAUCCUGGUCAGCGGACAGAUCUCAGGUGAGGGGGGUGCAUUAUUACUCUUACUUCCUCUGAAAUCAAGGUCAGGACAAGAAGGUUUCAUUACUCCAGACAUUACUGUCUGACAGUAGCGAGUCUAUUGGGAGUAUCAGUUGCCUGUUGUGACAGACACAUUCUACCUAAGGUAAACUGACACUAAUCUAAAGUGCAAUAUUUACCCUUGCAGAUGUGUUUUCUUUGAGGUAAGACAGUCAGAGACAAGGAAAGAGAGAGAGAGAGAGAGAAAGAGAGAGAGAGAGAGAGAGAGAGGGGGGGGGUGAGAGAGAAAGGGUGAGAGAGCGAGAGAGAGAGCAGUAAGCAAACAGUAGACAUCAGAGAAGCUCACAGAGACAAGAAGAAUGAUGCUGGCUUGCCCCUUGAAUUUUAAAGCCAUUGGGUCCAUGAUUGAAAGGAAAGUGUGAAAUCGCAAAAUGCGUUAUUACUUGAUUCACUAUACAAGGAUUCAUCUUUCAAAGCAAAGGCACAGAGAUUUCCGCAGUUCACUUGUGCCCACAUUUUCAAUGCCUCUAUAAUAAGGCUGUUGCCCUCUAAUACACAUGGCAGCCUUAAAAAUAAAAUGAAUCUCUCCAAUUUACUGUGUCACUGAGACAUCCCGUCCUAAGAGGCAUUCUACCUACUAUUACGGCAGAUAGUCUCAGGUCCCUUUUUUCCCUCCAAGAAAAGAUUUGAAGAGAAUCAUCUUUGGUCUUGAUAGGGUCUGGUUGUUUUCUCUCUCACUCAGAGACUUGAUUUUAAGAGAGAUGGUCUUGGGUGUUUUCUACACAGAGAAAAUGGAAUAGAAUAGAAUGAAAUUGAGAAAUGGCCAUUCACCAUUUUCCAAAUUGUUCUUUGUCACAGGAGGCCACCUGAACCCAACGGUGACCUUCGCCCUCUGUCUAUUGGGGAGAGAACCUUGGAGGAAAUUCCCUGUGUUUUUCUUGUUCCAGACUAUAGGGGCCUUCCUGGGAGCUGGGAUCAUAUUUGGCAUGUAUUUUGGUUAGUGGGAUUCAGAUAAUUUAUAUUAUCAGAAAUGUCCAAACAGCAGCAGCAACAACAACAACAACAACAACAACAAGUUUUUCCAGUGGCCAUAUUCCACCGAAAACAUUCUCAAGACUGUCAAAGUUUAGACAGACUGAAAAUAACUGUUAUUUUCUCCCAAAGGGAGUUUCAAGGUUCUACAGCUACUGUAGAUGAUACCACACACAUUGUGAUCUCUUACAUGUUGCCAUGGUUUCUCCAGAUGCAUUGUGGGACUAUGGCCAUGGAACACUGAUCGUUGUGGGUGAGAAUGCCACUGCUGGGAUCUUUGCCACAUAUCCCUCCAAACAUCUCACUCUGGUUAAUGGAUUCUUUGACCAGGUACAUUCACACUAUUAGUAUACUAUAGUAUAUUAGUAUUCCGUAUUAGGACAGCCUCAGAAUCACAAGUAGUUAUAUGGAAUAUUAUCCUGUAUGGAAACCGUAGUACAUGACAACAUGCCUGCAACAACCAUGUAAAACUGAGCCUGGCUGUGUUACAGAUGAUAGGCACAGCAGCUCUGAUCGUGUGUAUCCUGGCCAUCGUGGACCCCUACAAUAACCCCAUCCCCCGGAGCCUGGAGGCCUUCACGGUGGGGUUCGUGGUGCUGGUCAUAGGCCUGUCAAUGGGCUUCAACUCGGGCUACGCUGUCAACCCUGCCAGGGACCUGGGCCCACGCAUCUUUACUGCCCUAGCUGGCUGGGGUGGUGAGGUAUUCACGUGAGUCUCUUUUGGAUUCUUCUCCCGUUUUAAUUUUUCUGUAUUUUUUUCAAUUUUCUUUCUUUCUUUCUAAUAAUGCCUUAAUGCAUGUGUUAUGAGACAUUCUAUCUAACCACACGUCAUUAAAGAUAAUAGCUCUGCUUUCACUAUUUAAUCUCCAUAGACAUACAACCUUGUCUCUGUCUUGGUCUCCCACAGGGCUAAUGCCUACUGGUUCUUUGUGCCCAUCUUUGCCCCCUUCAUUGGUGCGGUGGUGGGGGUGAUUGUGUACCAGCUGAUGGUGGGGUACCAUGUGGAGGGAGAAGCACGGGAGAAGAAGCAACAGGAGGCGAAGGAGGAGCAAGAGGAAAGGCUCAAA